Sphaeroforma arctica JP610 is the source of this 576-nucleotide messenger RNA. RefSeq lists its product as hypothetical. The transcript has a single exon. Lineage: Eukaryota; Ichthyosporea; Ichthyophonida. The record is from RefSeq and is a predicted model, not a curated record. The coding region runs from base 1 to 576 and encodes 191 amino acids.
AUGGCCCCAGAUGUUCGGUACUACAGGGAACAACCAUCGCGGUCGCUCAAUCGCUUCACGUCUACCACAGACUCAACUCCCAGCCGCGAAAUCUUAUUGGGUGACAGUAUGGUGGCUAUAAAUAGAACGUACGACCAGAUACCUACCACCACCAACACCCCCACACAAUCCAAAACACGUGCGUCUCCCAAUCAGCAGAACAGUUCGGGAGGUGGGCUCGCUCACAGCAAAACAGGCAGUCAAGAAAAUCUGACCCACCCCAACCCCAACUCAGAAAGCGAUCUGAUUGGCUCUCACGCACAACGGCGAGCGUCGGCGUUGUCAUGGCAACGGAUGUCACUCGUACGACGCCGCAGCAACAGCAUUGGCGGGAAACGCGUGCUGAGAGAUAUGGCACCGUUGUUGCUUGAUCUGUGCAUGCCUCCGGUGCUGCGUGCGUCUGUGUUUGACCACGUGGUCUGCGAAGGGCGUGCGUGUGUGUGUGAUAGAGUGGAGGAGGGGGAGCCUGCAACACAGGGUAAGUAUCCGCACGGUGCACAUAUGGGCGUAUUCUGUGGGUCUGUGUUUGAUAAGUAG